Zygotorulaspora mrakii is the source of this 2298-nucleotide messenger RNA. It is a transcript of the gene SPC72, whose product is annotated as gamma-tubulin complex subunit SPC72. Bases 1 to 2298 code for a protein of 765 amino acids. The transcript has a single exon. The record is from RefSeq and is a predicted model, not a curated record. NCBI's taxonomy places the organism in Eukaryota, Fungi, Ascomycota, Saccharomycetes, Saccharomycetales, Saccharomycetaceae.
AUGGAUGGCAUAUCUGGCUCCGGUACAAACGUAGGAUUCGUUUCUAGGACUGGAGCAAAUGAGCUAAGCUUCUCUUCCAAUACAUCUUCGCAUAGUAGCAAACUCAAUCGGACUUCACAAGGAAGCAUCCACAGAAUUAGUGGCAAUCGCUUAGGAAGGAACUUCACUGAUACGCCUUACGAUUUUGUAGAGGACGAUGACGAACGCAACGAGGCAGAUGACAGAUUGGAGUACGACACAUCUGGACUGGCUAUUCCGCGUCUACGUACAUCCAUGACGCCAUGGAGGUCUGUCGAAAGGACAAAAAAACGGGAAUCUAAACAAUCUUCUCCUACCACCUCGCGACCCACAACAAGAAACUCUCUAUUUUCUGUUGAUGGGGGCUAUACCGUAACAUCCAGUGGUGGGUCGAAUGAAGUCGAACACUUGCAAAAGCAACUUACCACAUACAAGUUAAAGGUCAGAACGUUAUUGGAGCUGAUAAAGCAAUUGAACUAUGGUGACGAUGAACAGAAUAUUAGAGACUCAUUCUACGGUAAGCUAUUGGCUACAAUGUCGCAGUAUGAUGAAAUAGAAGAUUUAAAAAGGUGCAUUUCUAAACUCGAAGAUGAGAGCCAAAUAAAACAGAAGCUGAUCUUCAGCUUACAAGAGGAAUUGACCACACUUCGACAGCAAUUACUCGAGACUAAAAAAGAGCAUGCCGAGACACUUGACUAUGCGAACGAAUAUCUUGAGCAUUCUGAAGUCUUGGCUAAUAACGUGGAUGAAAUGCUUACUUUACUAAUGGAUAAUUUAAACGUUUCCGAUGAAGAAAGAGAUGCUUUACAGAAAGCUAGACAAAUUUCCUCAUCUUUUGCUAUGGUUAAAAUGAAUGCAGUUAUGUCCACACUCAAGAGUUUUCUGAAGGAAUUAAAGAGCAACCAAGGAUUCCAGCAUGGUGUUAACGCAGACAAAUCUUCAUCAGACGCUGCUAUAGCAAACAGCACAACAAUAGAUGACAUGGAGAAAGCUACGGUAUCGAAUCAAAGCCCUGUGAUGAGCAAUGAAAAUGAUGCCACGGCUAGAGACACCUCUUGUGUAAUUGAUGAAUCCGUCAUUGAUACGAGACUUGAAAUUGCUAUUGAGGGACUCCAUGAGGAAUAUGACAGAUUCAUACAAAGUAUACGGGAAAAAAUGGAGAGCUCUGCAGACCUGGAGAAAUUACUUUUAAACAAAUUGUCUGAACAGGAUAGACUAUUGGGUCGCAUUUCGACGAGGGUGAAAGGGGAUCAAAACAGUGAUUCCCACUCAAUCGAAAAUAAAGUGACCAAUUAUGACAGUUCAGCAAUUUCUAGAAUGUCAGAAUCUUAUCAAGACCAUAUUGAUGAUUUGAAUACCCUCGUCGCUCAGUUAAAAACAAAUUUAGAUGAAAAGAACGGAGAUCUGGAACUAUUAAAGGAUAGAUUACAGGAGUUUAUACGUUUACAAAAGAGUGAACAACGCCUGAAGAUCGAACUGCAAGAUCAUGUAGAACUAUCCAAAGUAAAGGAAAGGAACUGGGAAAAUUUUACAAAUGACCUAGAGAAGACAGUAAAUAUUUUGCAAACUGAAAAGAUUAGACUGCUUGACAUGGUUGACCAGAUGAAUGCCGAAAUGGAUCUGAAAGUUGAAAAACUGGAUAAAGCUACCUUAAAUUUAAAACAAUCUCUUCAACUAUCAAAUAAUCAAGUGUCAGCCUUGAAGAAGGAAAACAAAAAUCGGGAGCAUAGUUUGCAAGAAAAUUCAAACAAGAUCAACAGCUUGACAACUGAAUGUUCUAAUCUUCAGAAAGUUGUUUCAGAAUACAAAAAAAGGACUUCAUGGAGCCAGAAAUAUGAAAGAGAAUUUCAAAGACUAAAGCAACAUUUAUUACUCCAUUUAGAGACAAUGUUCGGUACUCUAGGUAAAAUUUUGCAGCAAAAAUCCAUUGAGCAGUCUAAGAGAAAGUUAGAAGUUAUACGACGUUUGAAUGGUAUAAAUGAAGUUAACUUAGUACAAUCGAAGCUUGAAUCGCUUUAUAAUUUCGCGGAAACUGCUUUAGAAUCUAUCAUUGACUCAUAUAUGCGAAUGAUUAUAGCUGAAAAGGGCAAAAGCAGACAAUCAAGUAGCGGCAAUAAUAUCGAAAUGCAGCUUAGAAUAGAAGAAUUAGAAAGGAAAUGGGUUUCAGAACGGGAACGCCGUAAAUUAGAUAACGAUGCAGCUAGCAUGAGAAUAAGUCAACUAGAAGCUGAGAAUGAAUUACUAAGAGAGAAAGUUUAUGACAUGACAAUUCGAAAAUAA